AUGGCAGCCCCCGUUGAAGAGACCUCCGAUUGCUGUGACAGUCUGACAACCCCAUCUUCACUAACCGCCUCCGUGGUUGCCCUGGGCGACAUUCCAGAUGGCACCUUGGUUACAGUGAUGGCAGGAAAUGAUGAGAAUUACUCAGCAGAGCUUCGCAAUGCGACAGCUGCAAUCAAGAACCAAGUGGCCAGAUUCAACGACCUCCGCUUUGUGGGCCGCAGCGGUAGAGGGAAAAGUUUCACACUGACCAUCACAGUAUUCACCAACCCUCCACAGGUGGCCACAUACCAAAGAGCCAUUAAAAUCACAGUGGAUGGUCCCAGAGAGCCGCGGCGUCAUCGUCAGAAGAUGGACGAAGUCAAACCAGGCUCCCUGGCUUUCUCUGAGAGGCUAACAGAACUGGAACAGCUGAGAAGGAGCUCCAUGAGGGUGACACCUCCUCAUCACCAUCAUCAAUCGUCAGCCAACAGUCGCCAACCUCCAACUCUCAACUCUGCCGCUUUCUCCAGCCCCACACACACUCAGAUAACUCCUGAUUCCAGACAGAUGCAGUCAUCACCAUCAUGGUCUUACGAUCAAUCGUAUCCUUAUCUUGGCCAGAUAACUACACCCACUGUUCCCACGGCUAAUUCUCUAUCACCUGGUCGUUCUUCUCUCAGUGACUUGUCCUCUCGACUAACAGGCUCUGAGCUCACUGCCUUUGGUGACCCAAGGAUGACCUUAGAACGGCCUUUCAGUUCCCUGCCCUCCUUGCCUGACUCACGUUUUUCUGAUCCCCGGGUGCACUAUCCUCCCACUGCAGCUGCCUUUACCUACACCCCAUCCCACAAUCCAGUCUCCAAUGGUGCACUCGGUAUCACAAUGGCAACAGCCAUGGCCACCACCCCUGCAGGGAGGUACCACACCUACCUGCCUCCACCCUAUCCUGCAAAUGCUCCCCAAGCUCAGAACGGGCCCUUCCAGUCCACCUCCUCACCAUAUCUCUACUACUCCACUGCUGCUGGCUCCUACCAGUUCUCCAUGAUGACAAGCGGAGCAGGCAGCAGUGAUUCACGCUCACCACCAAGGAUCUUGCCACCAUGCACCAAUGCCUCCACAGGCUCUUCCCUCCUGCACCCCUCUUUACCCAGUCAGAACGAAGGGGUGGGUGCGGAGGUGGAGUCCAGUCACAGUAGCUCACCAACAAACAUGGCUCCUGCUGAAGCUGUCUGGAGACCCUACUAAACGAGCAAUGGCAGAAGUGAAUGGUGCACCCACCCACUUUGUCAUGUGAUGCACACACUGGCAAGGGUGGAACAAAUAAAAUGAAACGGUAACAUCCGGUGGGUCUGCCUACUAAUUAGCAAGCAAUAUUGAGUUUCAAGUUAAGCUGCAUGUUAAGACCAGUUUAUGUUAGAACUGGCUAAUGUCGGUACCAAACAUCAUACAACUAGGAGCCAGAAGAGUACAGCCAGUAGGAAAUACUGUCACAUCAGGGUCUAUCAAGAUAGGAUUGCUCUCUGUAGUGGAGAAACAACAAACUGAAGACACUGUGCUCGAGCAGGACUGGACUGAUCUCAGCCAAGCAUCCUUUGUUCAGUACCAGGACUUAUUCGUCAUAAUGUGGUUGAUGAUGUGAAUAUAUUAUUUGCUCCUGACAAAUGUUGUGAUGAACUGUUUGUGUUUACUGUAGCAAUUUCUGUCUCUUUAUACAUCAGCAUUCUUUCUCCCUUUUUUCUUUCUCAACUAAAGUUCAAGAAAUAUCAUUUUAGACAUGAAAUAGUUUUCCACUGGCAUUCUCUUAGCUUUUUAAUUCCAUUGUUUCCAUUUCCAAAGUUCACUGUAUUCCAUUAGCUGUGUUCAUCCAAGAUGGUCUUCUCUGUUCUCCAAAUCCACCACCAUUUAAUUUUGAACCAACAAACCAUUGCACCAAAGAUUGCACCAUUGUAAAAGCAUUGAAUUUGUUCUCAUGACACCUUUUUAGAGUUUAUUUCAUAUUUGUUCCUGUCUGUGUGCAUAUGUGUGUUUGGGUGAGAGUCCAUGUAAUUGUGUGUCUGUGUGUCAAAUUUUCCAGUGAUCCACUACUGAUUUGUACCAUAUAUAGCAUUGACUGUAUAUGACACCCUAAGAUUGUUUUCAUCACCCCUUCCUCUCUCACUGUCUCUCUCAAAUAGACACACAGACUCAGAGAGACAUACAAAGACACACACACACACACACACACUUACGUCAUAGUUUGCUAUAACACUGUUGUGUAUAUU
Neolamprologus brichardi is the source of this 2240-nucleotide messenger RNA. The record is from RefSeq and is a predicted model, not a curated record. Lineage: Eukaryota; Metazoa; Chordata; Actinopteri; Cichliformes; Cichlidae.